AUGCCCUGGUUUGUCUUCAUCUGCAUUCUAAUCUCCAUAAACCUUUGCAGUUACCGGGACACUUCUGCCACCCCUCAGAGAGCAUCUAUCAAAGCUUCUCGCAGUGCCAAGUUCAGAAGAGAUGAGAACAAUCACCUCAAAGACGUGUACCGCAGUGACGAAACCAUCGAGGUGACAGAAAAUGGCUACAUUCAGAGUCCUCGCUUCCCAGACUCGUACCCUCGCAGCCUGCUUCUGACAUGGAAGCUCCAUUCCCCAGAGAAUACAAAGAUACAACUGGUAUUCGACAAACAGUUUGGAUUGGAGGAAGAAGAAAAUGGUGUCUGUAGGUAUGAUUUUGUGGAAGUGGAAGACAUAUCUGAUACCAGCACUGUGAUUCGAGGAAGAUGGUGUGGAAACGAGGUAGUUCCUCCAAGGAUAACAUCAAACACAAAUCAAAUUAAGAUCACAUUCCAGUCUGAUAUUUACUUUGUGGCUAAGCCUGGAUUCAAGAUUUAUUAUUCUUUAGUGAACGAUUUUCAAUCUGCCUCAGCCUCAGAUACCAACUGGGAGUCAAUCACAAGCUCUGUUUCAGGAGAGUCGUACAAUCACUCUCUGUCAGUAACGGAUCCCAGUGUCAUUGCGGAAGCUCUGGACAGAACCAUCGCAGAAUUUGAUACUGUAGAGGCCCUGCUCAAGCACCUCAACCCCACAUCAUGGCAAAAAGACCUGGAGAAUAUGAAUUUGGACAGGCAUUAUUAUCGAGGUCGGUCAUUCUCUCUAAAGAGCUCAAAAGCUAACCUGGACGGGCUCGUGGAGGACACCAAGCGGUACAGUUGCACUCCCAGGAACUACUCAGUCAACCUAAGAGAGGAGCUGAAGGUAGCCAAUGUGGUCUUCUUUCCACGUUGUCUCCUCGUGAAGCGCUGUGGAGGCAACUGUGGCUGUGGAACUAUCCACUGGAGAAAGUGCACUUGCAAAUCAGGGAAAACCGUCAAAAAGUUUCACGAGGUCAUAAGUGUUCAGCCUACCAGGAAGGGAGGCAAAAUCCCAUCUUUCACUGACAUCCAACUGGAUCACCAUGAGCGAUGUGAUUGUAUCUGUAGUUCAAAACCACCUCGAUAA
Molecule: messenger RNA, 1104 nt
Organism: Elephantulus edwardii (Cape elephant shrew)
Lineage: Eukaryota; Metazoa; Chordata; Mammalia; Macroscelidea; Macroscelididae
Gene: PDGFD
Product: platelet derived growth factor D
Exons: 8
Coding region: 1-1104 (367 amino acids)
Biological process (GO): positive regulation of ERK1 and ERK2 cascade; platelet-derived growth factor receptor signaling pathway; positive regulation of cell migration
Cellular component (GO): membrane
Molecular function (GO): growth factor activity; platelet-derived growth factor receptor binding
Source: RefSeq, a predicted model, not a curated record